CAUUUCCUACUGCACACGUUCCGGAAUAGGUGUCACAUAAGCUAUCUAGAGAAGUUUGCUCUGGCAAACACCGGCGAGCUUAAGUGGAAAGAUGAUGAGAUCGAAAUGAAUAGCUCACUCACUAUCGCAAUGGAUACGUACCUCGAAUCCGAAAAUUGUUUGAAAGUGUCGCCGAACGUGGCGCGACAGGAUUCGGGAGUACCGGAAGAUCUCGCAUCCCCCAUCAAUGAAGAAACUCGAGUUCUCAACGAACAAGAGGAUGCUAAUCUCACUAUAAACAGUGAGUGUAACAUCACCGUGAUCCAUGUCAGCGAGUUUGAGAAGCGCAAAGCGAACGAGAAGUCGCUAGCCGAGAACAAAGACAGCAAAGAUGGCAGCGACAGUGGUGUGGAAGGUUGUGCGACGGAAGUUUCACGGAUACGCAGAAACAGUGUCGACUACACGAGUAGCUGCGGCGGUCUGGAUGAGGCUUCCUGCGACUCCAGUCUCGUAAGUUGCUGCUCGGUGUACGAAGAUCCAUGCGGAUCAACAUUGCCGGACGAUGUCCGACUGGGUGCGACCGGCGGUGAGGGUACGAGCGAAGGUGGCAGUGAGAGUUCGUCCAUUGCUGGCAGCGUAUCCGUGCGAACGAGUCGUAUGAACGUAAAGAGAACCGCAACGACCUCGAACACGACCAAAAAGAAGAUUUCGAACAACGCCGAAUCGCAAAAGACUGUUCGCGCGAAACCGACGAGCUCGACUUCGAGCACAAGCUUGGGUGCGACGACUCCGCGCUCUAAGUCGCGAACGGCGACUCCUCGAAAUAUCCUAAGCAAGGUGCAAAGCGCGAGUAGAGACAGAGAACGGGAUCGACCGAGAUCGCGGGAGAAAUCGACCGUCCGAGAGUCAAUGAGUUCCUCGCUCGUUGCGGAGGCCAAGACUUCUGUUGGCAACCGCGGUACAACGACGUACGGAUGUCGAUCCGUUAGCAGCACUGCGUCCAAUUCGACGACUACGCCAUCCUCGUCUUCGGGACCGAGGAUGAGGACAAGGCCGUUGCCUGACUCGUUGCCGUCUGUGCUGACAACAGAGAUCAACAAGGAUCUCGCGCAGCGUGGCGGGAGAACUAUCAGGAGCGACUCUUCGAGAUCGAGAACCGUGUCUAGCACGCGAGGUGCGUCUCGCACACCAGCGUCUACGCCGUCCGAGGAAACGAGAACAAAGGUACCGUCCCUACCGACUUCGCGCAUUGUUUGCGGAAAAACCACGUCGCGCACUGAUUCUAACAAAGUCACUGGUCAAGAUAACAAAGCGUUGGACACGUAUGCGACUUUACCGCGUAGAACUAGAGGCAAACUGACAAUCUCGAAAACUGGAGAGAAGACGGACAAGAUGACGAGAAGUCGAUCCGGAAGUCGAGACGCUAGUCUUAGCAGAGCAGCCGAGAAAAAGGUGAUCGGAAAAGAUUCGUCCUCCGUCCACAAAAGUUUGCCGCCAUAUCCUAGACAGAGAAUUAUCGAGAGAACGCGUAUUUAUCACGAGACCAGUGCGCAAACCGGCUUGACUGGGCAAGAUAUUGAGAACGCAAUGUCCGGGCAACCGAGCAUAAUCGCCGGACCCGAAGUCAUCGAAAGAUUACAUAAAAGUUGUCAAACGGAGGAUACGUGGGAUGAUAUGCAAGUUUUGCAGGAUAAUUUGAGACGUUUGAACGAGGAGAACAGCAGUCAGCGAGAGAAGAACGAGAAACUGAAACUUCAGUUGGCUGAAACAAAUCAUCUCUUGGAAGAGGAACGAGCCGAUCACGCGUUUGCACGUCAAGAACUCGAUAGGAACGCGCAACGAGUAUUAGCUAUGCUUGGCACGCCACAAUCGGAGCAUACAGAAGGCAGCGACAGCUUCCUCGAGCUCGAGAGUCACAUACAAUCCUCGGGACAAGUUGUCGCCAGUCAACAAAUCGAAAUAGCCGAUCUGCAAUCAUUGUGUCGUAUGUUGAGCAGGGAUCUGGAUAAAAGUCUUGCCGCGCAAAAGGCCUUGCUGCAACAGCAGCAAGAAUUAGAAGCCGAAUCAGCCGAGAUGCAAGAUUUCCUUCAAGAAGAAAAAGCAACCCUGGCCGAUGCAUUGAAGGACGCCGAAUUAGAGCUUAAGAAGAAAAACGAAACUCUAACUCAACGAGAGGCAGAAUUAGAAAGACAAACCGAGGAGUGUAAGCACUUGGUGCGAAUUAGCGAACAAAGAAGACAAGAGAAUUUAUCGAUGACAAUGAAGUUGAACGCUGUCGAACGAAGAAGUAGGGAACUUUUACUUACUCAAGGAGCUGCCAUGUCCGGAGCGGCUGUUGCUCUCUCCGGACUUAGCACUAGAUUAGAAGGAUUAGUAGAUCAAUUAAUUUCUUCCUAUAAUAUUUCUGUAAAAGAUCUUGAGGACGUUAUAUAUCAUAAUGAAGCGUACAGCAGAAGUAACAGUAGCGUGGAGUCUAGUCCAGUUAGCUCGAAGCAGAGUCUAAAGGAACGUACGCCGAGUCCGAAGAGCGGAUCCUUCGUUUCCGCGGUAAUUAGCGCGAUUCGAAACGCCGCGACGCAUCCCUUCGCAACGAAAAACAUCGACAAGAAAUCCAGUCUGGAUUCGUCCAAGAUUUACAAAGAGUUAAGCAUGGAAUCGUCUUCCGAUCUGCUUGAUUUCGAGACUGAGCCGUGUCUGAUGAUGGAAAGCGUUUUGGAAGACGUUCCCUUGCCGGACACGUACUCACACAAUAUGAUAUCGAGCAGCGAUUCUCUUCGCAGAGCGUUGAGCUUUCCGGAAACGACGGACGAGCAUAAUAAUAGGAAAACAAAAAUCGGCGAUGAGUCUACUAGUCUAACGAAUCUCACUCAGGCAAUUUUGCAUCGUCGUAAGGUAGAAGAUGAGGGUGACGAUGAUUGUGAUUCUAUAAGCGAAUCUGACACCAACGACGGUCCUGUGCCUUUGACUGAUUAUUGUCUGUCUGUAGAUCUCGUUGAUCAAGUAAUUGAGGUAGAUAAUCUUGUAACCAAGCUUUUGAAGGUGUUACGAAUCAUACAGCUCGACAACGAUACUUGUAUACAAGAAUUGAAAGAAGAGAGGUCCAAUUUGGAAAUGAAAUUAGAAGCUACCGUAACGGAGCUGAACGAGCUUCGCAAGAUAGUCGAUAGUCUUCAUCAAUCGCCGGAAGAAGUCUUGAACAACGCAUCGGAUCGGCGACGUAGCGUCGUAGAGAAUUGCCGGAUUCUGCUCAAAGAGGCGGGUAACGAGGAAUUAAAAUUUGACGAAGCCGUACUUGCUAUUAAUAGCAGUCCCGGUGAAGUAGACUGUGAAGAUCUCAAUGCGAACGAGACAACUUCCGCUUAAUGUUUUGCUUUAUAUUAGUUUUGUAUUAUUAUUUAACAAUUAUGAGCAAUAUUGAUUUCUAAAAAUAUCCAUCCAUGUCUGCAGUUCUUAUAUUAAGCGUCGACAAGUGAUUUAUUGUCAAUCGCAAAAAUUUUGCUAAAGUUUUUAUUUCUGAUAAAUGAAUAUUUAAAAAAAAUAUAUUAACGAUGCACAUAUUUGUGCACAUCUUUCUGUCUUCAUAACGGCAUAUUUUUCAUAUGUAUAUAAAAUAUUGUACAUUUUUUGAGAUUGAAAAAUAAUUGGAUCAAAUAAUUUCUUUUGAAACAAUUGUACAUUUAAAUGAUUGUGUGUCCAAAGAAAAUAAAUAUAAUUCUAGUUAAAAUCA
Messenger RNA from Pseudomyrmex gracilis, 3706 nucleotides. RefSeq lists its product as uncharacterized. The transcript has 12 exons. The coding region runs from base 106 to 3342 and encodes 1078 amino acids. NCBI's taxonomy places the organism in Eukaryota, Metazoa, Arthropoda, Insecta, Hymenoptera, Formicidae. The record is from RefSeq and is a predicted model, not a curated record.